GGGAAUCAAACUAGCAACCUUUUGGUGCACAGGACAAUGUCCAACCAACUGAGCCACACCAGCCAGGGCUGCCGUCAUAGUUUUGCUGAAGUUUCCCAUUGGCCAAACCCAACCAGAAACCAGAGGGCCUGGGAACUAGUCAAGGUGCUGACAGGAACAGAGAAGGGAGGCACGGAGGGGUGAGUGUAUCUAAAUGGUAGAUGGGAGGCCAGUGACAACAAAGCGAGUUCACAGAAUGCCCUGUUCCAAGCUUGACAUGAGAGAUGCACCAAGGCUGGCCCAGCCCCCUCCUCUGAGUCGAAGUCUAUAUAGGUAACAUGUUAGCUAUUCCAUGUAAAGCAAGGCAAGAAGCAUGAGCAGGCAUCUUUCUUCUGUGGACCCCUAGGAUGUCCGAGCUGGAGAAGGCGGUGGUGGCCCUCAUUGACGUUUUCCAUCAAUAUUCCGGAAGGGAGGGCGACAAGCACAAGCUAAAGAAAUCCGAACUCAAGGAGCUCAUCAACAAUGAACUUUCCCAUUUUUUAGAGGAAAUCAAAGAGCAGGAGGUUGUGGACAAAGUCAUGGAAACACUGGACAACGAUGGUGAUGGCGAAUGUGACUUCCAGGAAUUUGUGGCCUUCAUCGCCAUGGUUACCACUGCCUGCCACGAGUUCUUUGAACACGAGUGA
Molecule: messenger RNA, 665 nt
Organism: Miniopterus natalensis
Lineage: Eukaryota; Metazoa; Chordata; Mammalia; Chiroptera; Miniopteridae
Gene: S100B
Product: S100 calcium binding protein B
Biological process (GO): positive regulation of canonical NF-kappaB signal transduction; positive regulation of cell population proliferation
Cellular component (GO): nucleus; cytoplasm
Molecular function (GO): RAGE receptor binding; calcium-dependent protein binding; calcium ion binding
Source: RefSeq, a predicted model, not a curated record